This is a messenger RNA of Gadus macrocephalus (Pacific cod), 1346 nucleotides long. RefSeq lists its product as uncharacterized. Lineage: Eukaryota; Metazoa; Chordata; Actinopteri; Gadiformes; Gadidae. Bases 43 to 843 code for a protein of 266 amino acids. The record is from RefSeq and is a predicted model, not a curated record. The transcript is spliced from 4 exons.
CUAUAAAUAUAGAGUGUGUGGGUGGAGCUACAGUCAGCUGUCAUGGCGGCGCCCGUCGUUGUUGUGCAAGGCGCGAGCCGAGGUCUCGGACUUGAAUUUUGCAAACAAUUACUGAAGUGGAAAACCCCCGCCGUGGUCAUAGCAACAUGUCGCCACCCGGACGCCUGCCAGGAACUCCAGGCCCUGGCGGCCCGGGGCCCCGGGACCGGGACCCUGUCCCUCCUCCAGCUGGAUGUGGACCGCGAGGACGACGUGCGCGGCGCCGCGGAGCGCGUGGCCGCGCUGUUCGGCGGUGUGGACCUGAUGAUCAACUGCUCCGCGAUGCUGCAUCCUUCCGGUCGAGGGGAGACCAGCCUGCGGAACGUGUCCGCACAGGGCGUCAUGGCGACGGUCUCCACCAACACGGUGGGGCCCCUCCUCAUGGCCAAGUACUUCAGCCCCCUACUGAUGAAAGGGGGGGGGGCCUUCGGGGCCCAGCCCCCCGAGAGGAGCCGGCAGCACAGGGGGCUCCUGGUCAACAUGACGGCCCGGGUGGGCUCCAUCGGGGACAACGCUCUCGGGGGCUGGUACAGCUACAGACUCUCUAAAGCUGCUCUGAACAUGGUGACCAAAACACUGUCAGUUGAGCUGGGAAGGAGUUCACACAACAAGGUGGUGUGUGUGUCCCUCCACCCGGGCACCGUGGCCACCGACCUCUCCGCCCCGUACCACCGCGGGGUCCCGGCCGACCGGCUCUUCAGCCCGCAGCACUCGGUGUCUCUGCUGCUGGCCCUCAUCCAGACCCUCAGCAUGGAGCACACGGGGGGCGCCUACAGCUGGGACGGGGCCCCUAUCCCCUGGUAGAACCACCUACAGCUGGGACAGGGUCCCUAUGCCCUGGUAGAACCACCUACAGCUGGGACGGGGCCCCUAUCCCCUGGUAGAACCACCUACAGCUGGGACGGGGCCCCUAUCCCCUGGUAGAACCACCUACAGCUGGGACAGGGUCCCUAUCCCCUGGUAGAACCACCUACAGCUGGGAAGGGGCCCCUAUCCCCUGGUAGAACCACCUACAGCUGGGACGGGGCCCCUAUCCCCUGGUAGAACCACCUACAGCUGGGACAGGGUCCCUAUCCCCUGGUAGAACCACCUACAGCUGGGAAGGGGCCCCUAUCCCCUGGAAGAACCGCCUACAGCCGGCUAGAACCGGCAACAAACACAGAACCUCUGCUCUAUAUAUAUUUAUAUGUAUAUGUGUGUAUAUAUUAUAUCUAUGUAUAUAUGUAUCUAUCUAUACUUUUUGUUCCAUCCACUCUGUAAUGAGAUGCAUAUCUGUUAAUAAACUCCUAGCUGGAAGUCACUUCUUA